CAAAUUUGACAAAGGUGCAAUCAAGCCAGCGAAUGCCCUGUUGUCAGUGUUGAGAGGAAGUGGCAGGCUUGAGCAAUUGCCUGUCAAGGAUCGACCUUUGUGUUUUUGCGGCAUUGGAGGCACCUCGCAGAAUGACAAAGCCGCACUAUGAUCCUGUUGGCUCGGUCGCCGUAAUUGGAGCAGGAGUCAGCGGCUUGGCGGCUGCUUACAGGCUCAACAAGGAGGGCGCUGACGUCACCAUCUUUGAGGCAGGGGAUCAUGCAGGGGGGGCAAUCCAGAGCUUCUCAAAGGAUGGCUUUGUUUGGGAGCGGGCGGCAAACACUAUGGCUGAAAACGACCCUCUUAUCGGUCAGCUGAUUCGGGACCUGAACAUUGAGGACAAGCGGAUUUGGCCCGCCAACGCAAACAAGCGCUACAUCGUGAAGAACGGGAAGGCUGUGCAGGCUCCCGCUAACCCCCUCGCACUACUGACCAACAACCUGCUGUCUCCCGGCGCAAAGCUGAGAGCGCUGGCGGAGCCCUUGAUUUGGAAAAGAAAGAAGCACGCGAAGCAGCAGAAGGGGGAGGAGGCCCACGGGGAAGCGCAAGAAGAAGACGAGAGCAUAGGGGACUUCUUGGAACGGCACGUGGGGCGGGAGCCGGUGGAGUAUCUGCUGGAUCCUUUUCUGGCGGGCACGUCGGGGUCGGACCCCCAAUCGACGGCGGUCAAGUAUGCGUACCCAAACCUGUAUGACUGGGAGGAAAGCAAGGGCUCCCUUCUCAUUGGCGCCAUCGCCGCCCAGCUCUCCAAGAAGAAGCCGCAAAGCAAGGCACAUGGCUCGUCUAAAGUUGCGCCAGCGGGCUCCCAAUCUGACGGCCACGUGGCAGACAAAGGCAAGAAGGGCAAGCGGCACCGAGGGUCGUUCUCCUUUCUGGAUGGUAUGCAGACGCUGCCAAACGCGUUGGCAGAUCACGUGGGCCGGCACCGCCUGAAAACACAGACGCCCGUGACGCGGCUCGACCUGACGGCGGCCGGGCCGACGCGGCGCGGGGACUGGACCGUCGAGUAUGCGGCACGGCCCGGGAAGAGCGAGAGCCGGCACUUUGACGCCGUCCUAGUUACGGCACCCCUGGAGGACGUUAAGAAUCGCAUGAAAAUCUCGAAGGGCAACCGGCCGUUCUCUUUGGGCUUCAUACCAAAGAUUACAUACCAGCCGAUGACGGCGUUGAUACAGGGCUUCAGGGCGGAGGACGUCAAACAACCGCUGGAAGGAUUCGGCGUUCUAGUCCCGAGCAAAGAAACCGAGUUCAAAACCCUAGGUACUCUGUUCAACUCGUACAUGUUCCCCAAUCGAGCACCGUCCGGGUUCGUGACCUUCACCACGUUCAUUGGAGGCAGCCGGCACCCCGAACUGCCCGGCCGACCAAUAGACGAACUGAAAGAGGUCGCCGCACGGGACCUGCAAAGACUGCUCGGUGUCGAAGGAAAACCGGCAUUCUCGCAGCACAUCUACUGGGAGAGAGCGUUUCCUCAGUACGGCAAGGGCUACGGCGAGGUCCUCGAAGCGAUCCGCAAGCUCGAGACGGAUUUACCGGGGCUGUAUGUAGCCGGGAACCAUAGAGACGGUUUGGCGGUCGGGAAAGCGCUCGUUUCCGGUUAUGAUGCUGCCGGCAGGAUCUUGACGGACUUGAGGGGGAUGGUAGCAGCCAUUCCGGCUGUGAAGUUGAGUUAGUCAUCAAAGGAAUUGGACUCUGAACAUGCAAACCUUGGGGUCACGCAUGAAGUAGGAUUUGGUCAAAAAACCACUCGUCGAAACUGUUUCAGAUUGAGUUGCGACAUAGGCGUGGAUCGGGGCUCCGACGUAAGGAAAAGUGCGUUGAGGAAGUAUCUUAGCGCCGAGUUCGUCCUAGUGAAACUUCAAUACUAAGCCUGAUCGUGUACAUGCCUUCAAAUCGAUGUUAGGAAAUCUAUACCUUGACAGACUUUAGUCUACUUGUAGUACACGCGUUGUUGACUGACUUCGGUGGACUUCAGUGCUCUUGAGCUGCUGAGCACUUCGCUCACGUUUGAAAACAUACAAUGGUCCAGUAAUUCAAACUUAUCGGUUGCAAUGCUGCGUUGGAU
Molecule: messenger RNA, 2104 nt
Organism: Klebsormidium nitens
Lineage: Eukaryota; Viridiplantae; Streptophyta; Klebsormidiophyceae; Klebsormidiales; Klebsormidiaceae
Source: the annotation of a GenBank genome assembly